GACCCUUCAUCAGUUGUCGGCUCAUUUCAAGUAUAUGCAUUCACUGUUCUACAAUCUGACAUAUAUAAAUUGCUGAACCCGCUAUAUAUAAUUCAAUAGGUUACACUAACAUUUGAAAGUUCGUAUCUCAACAGUUGCUGCACUACUUAACAUUCACUUGAUAAUGACACAUAAACCUCGAUACUUUCGUGAAGUAAAACAUUAAUUUCAGUAGCCAAUGUGUCUUUCGUUUAUAACAGAGAUUUGAGGCUGAUUGGAUCAACUGGAACCCUCGUCGUCAUAACUGAUGGAGUGCCGUAGUAAUGCAGGAAUUCAUUAUUGAAUAUGUUCAAUAAGAUUGAUCAAUUUGGCUUCAUUUCUUGUUUUGUGUGACGUGGUGCCCUUAUUAUUCCAUGGGUUUGUUAGUAUUUGCUAUAAUAAAGCUAAUGAAGUGAUAGUCAUCUCACAGUAAAGAUCUUAAAUGGGUAUUUAUAGCUUUACUCAUCACCAUGAAACAUCAUGUGAUGUCAUAAAUUCUCGAAAAGACAAAAACACACGCCGAUACAGACAUUCACAUAAAUAUAUACAUGCAUAUAAUCACGGACAGGCAUACAUAUAAAGCUGACAGAUACACAAACAUAAAUAUGACAGACUCACACAGACGCAUGCACAUAUAUUGCAGAAUUCAUUCGAAAUCUGAAACCACUGACACCGAGGCAGCAAGCUUAUAUUUAAUAAUCAUAUUAAAUCUAGAAGACAGGUAGAAGCAGGGAAACGAAUUACAGUCUGAUAGAUGAAUAGAGAACGUUCAGAUAGUUGGUUUUCAGUCAGGAACUGAACAGCAUUCUCCUGGGAGAAGAGAAACGCAAAUUUGAAGAGAGAUUUCAGGAAAUCUGUUUUUAACAUGGCUGAAUCUAUAAUACAUCCAGUUGAGGCGAACAAAGAACUGGAGGAUACACAUAUAUCAGAAAAGGGUAUUAUACAGCUUUUAGAAAAAUGUAGUGUUUUUGGACCGUAUCAGCGUAGGUUGUACACUUAUAUAUUAGUUUCAAAGAUAUUUUCAGUAAUAACAGCAAUGAGUAUAACGUUUUCCACUGGAAAUGUUCCCUUCUUAUGCUACCCACCAAACUUUAAUGCUUCGACAAUUCCUGCAAAUCUUACAGAGAAUGAAUAUUUACAAAUGCUUCGACCAGACGGCGACGAUCAAUGUUCUGUAUAUAACAAUAGUUUCACUGGGACAUAUUAUACAACACCACCAAGUAAUUCAUCUAAACUACAGUGUUCUUAUGGACGGAAAUUUCUGACGGAGGAGUUUUCUACAAUUGUAAGCGAGUUUGAUUUGGUAUGCGAAAGGAAAUGGUUAAAAUCCACUUUGCAAUCAGUUUAUUUUGCUGGUUAUCUUUGUGGCUGUAUUGUAUUUGGUAUUUUAUCUGACAGAUUUGGCAGGAAAACCAUGCUGCUUUGGGCACUCAUAUUUGUAACUGUCUGUGGACUUGGUAAAAUCUUCGUACCAUUGUUGGCCAUUCUUAUGAUUCUCUAUAGUCUUCAAGCUCUUAGCCAUAUUGGCACUUCAAUUACCUUCUAUACAAUAAUGUUAGAAUUUGCGACUACAAAUUCACGGACAGUUGUAAAUUUUGGUUAUAUGUGUAUUUUUACAUCGGUUUCCAUGAUUUUAUCAGGGUUAGCCUAUGCAAUCCCUGAUUGGCAUUAUUUCGAAUUGACUGUGUGUCUGCUACCAAUGAUUAGUGUUUGCGGUUGGAGAUUCAUUCCUGAAUCUCCGAGAUGGCUUAUUGGAAGAAAAAGGUUUGCAGAAGCAAAAAUAAUUCUCCGAAAAAUGAUAAAGCAAAAUAAAAUUCAUCCUCAGGAGUGGAUUGUUUUUUUCACAAAUGAUGUAAAAUCCUUUGAACAAAUUGAUUCUCAAGAUAAUUUGGACGACGAAAGAAAAUCACCCAGAGAAAAAAAUUAUACUUUCAUUGAUUUGUUUAAAACAUUCUAUCUGGCAUCGAUCACAAUUAAUAUAUGCUUCUCUUGGUUUGUGAUGAGUAUGGUCUACUAUGGAAUAACCCUUAAUUCCGUUGAUAUGGCUGGAAACCGCUCCAUAAAUUUUCUUGUGAUGUUAGCCGUCGAGUUACCCGCCUCUCUCUGCUGUUACUAUUUGUUUAUACGUUUUGGUCACCGGAAGCCUAUUAGUUUCUUCAUGAUGUUUAGUGGACUAUGUUGCAUCGUUUCAAAUUUUACAACCGAAGGUUCAUUCUGGUUUCCUUUGAUGCUGGUUGUUCUGGGAAAGUUUGGAAUCACUGCUGCAUUUAAUGCCAUUUAUCUCUUAACAGCUGAAAUUUUCCCAACCGUUGUUAGAACGAAUGCUUUGGGGGUAGCUUCAAUGGCUGCCCGUUUCGGCAGCAUAUUUGCACCCUUCAUUCUUCAACUCUCAUCCUAUGCCAAAUGGUUUCCUUUGAGUUUCUACGGCAUUCUUUCAGUUAUAUCUGGCUCGUUGUUGCUGCUUCUGCCAGAACCAAAGGAUAAAAACUUACCGCAAACAUUUGAAGAUUUGAAUAACUGGAAAACCUGAUGUAGUUUUAAAAUUAAAAAAAAAAUGCAUUGAACAAAAAACAACAAAAAAAAAAACAACAACAGGAAACCAUUAUUUCUUCGAAUAUAUUGUGGAAUUUUAGUUUUAUUUAUUUAUUUUUCUA
Messenger RNA from Octopus bimaculoides (California two-spot octopus), 2672 nucleotides. Its product is annotated as organic cation transporter protein. Gene Ontology annotation, cellular component: membrane. The record is from RefSeq and is a predicted model, not a curated record. Gene Ontology annotation, molecular function: transmembrane transporter activity. NCBI's taxonomy places the organism in Eukaryota, Metazoa, Mollusca, Cephalopoda, Octopoda, Octopodidae. Gene Ontology annotation, biological process: transmembrane transport.